UCUGAAAGGACGCAAGCCGCCUUCAAGUACGCCGCAAGCUGUGGGCGGCGGCACCCUGCGCCUGAUGACCUGGUGCGGCUCCAGGCGUCACCCCUGCCCAAACAGUGCCUCCGCGACUCCGCCCCCUUGCUCGAGAAGGGAGGGCGCAAGCUCACCGUCGAUGAUGUCAUUGCCAUCAUGGAUUUGCUGCGAUACCAGGUCGGUGCCCCCUUGGAUCUUCAGUUCAGCUUGCGGCCAAGCGGAAGAGAGCUACUUGUCUACUGCCGGGACCUCAAGGCUGAUGAAGGGAGACUAGACAUUUCCAACACCCCAAGCUCCGAUGGCUUCAAAAUGUUCACCAUCAAUGUCGAGCGUCAUGGAGACCACUUCGCGGCCCUGCGGUCUCCUCACGAGCACAGAUCCAUGAUCUCAUCCUGUUUGCAGAAAGUCGUGAAAACCGCCAAAGCACACUUCGGCUCUGCGGUCAUGAUCUGUUCUGGCGAUGCCUGCGAAUACACUGGGUCUCUCAGGAUGAGGCUCCACGACAUGAUCCACGGCUUCUAUCUCAAAGUCUUCGCCAUGCUGCCCUCUACGUGGCUCCACCUCAUCCCCCACAUCCUAUUUGCUGGCCACUGCUAUGGCCCCAUGGACCCUGUCUCCAACAUCAUCAUCAACUCCAUUUGCCACCACAUACUGCGCCCGCUCCCAUCGUCAGCUGACUGCAAAGUAGAGGUGUAUGACAUCCUCGACACCCUCUCUAUGCUUCGUGUGGAGGUCCGUUCCUUGGAAGGCCUCAUUGCCCUCGUCCGAGCAAGCUCCGAGUCCCAAUGCUCGACGCAGUGGGCGAUGGAGCACCUCUCCUGCAAACGCUGUGACCUGUCCCAGGAGACGCACACCUCGCUGCAGUUUGCUGACGCAGCCGCAGCCGCUCGACACCCACAACAUGCUGAGCUGGGAUCAUUCUUCGCUUCCCUGGCGCCCGACAGGCUCAUUGACCUGCGGCUCUUGCUGGCCACUAGCGCCGAUGGCAGGAUCUCCUCUGAGUCUCUUGGGGAAAUAAUAUCCACUCUCAAACAAAGUGCACUGCUGUUGGUGGCUCCCGUAUCUCCCAAUGCGGCUGAACUGUGCAACGAGGCUAAGGAGACUCUGCUACAGAAG
Messenger RNA from Triticum dicoccoides, 1137 nucleotides. RefSeq lists its product as uncharacterized. The annotation marks the transcript as partial. The record is from RefSeq and is a predicted model, not a curated record. The transcript has a single exon. NCBI's taxonomy places the organism in Eukaryota, Viridiplantae, Streptophyta, Magnoliopsida, Poales, Poaceae.